UGUCAGGCGGCCGACAGAAGACAUAAGUUGAGGCAGAGACAACCACAGACCUCCAGCGGGGUCUGCCGGUGUGAGAGGCCGGCCUGUGAUGACGCAGGGUCGGAUGAAUAAGGCCAUCAGUCACCGGUGCUGGUAAACGAAGUUUGAUUUGAAGACUGAACCAGGGACCGCCCAGGAUUCUCCGUCCUCCACCUGUCCUCCACCUGUCCUCCACCUGUCCUCCUCCUCCUCCGAGCUUCACCGAGUCAUUCGUGCGUCCAGUCAUGAAUCCCUACGGAGACACAAGUUCCCCUCCUAAUAAUUCCCUUCAUGCCUCUCUGUCAAACCCUGUCCCGUCCCCUCCGGUCAUCCAGACGGGUCGUAGCUCUGUGACGGUUCUGAACCAUCACUCCUCUCUCUAUCCGGCCUCGUCGGACCAAAACCUGGUCCCGUCAUCGAUCUUGGGCCGCUCCGCCUCGCUGCUCCCCGUCUCAGACCCGGGCUUCGUCUUCAGGUCCAGCUCAAGUUCAGUCUCGUCUUCAGCUCAACGCCCAGCCACACUGAACCCGUACCCGCCCCCGGCCACGCCCACGCCCCCCUCCUGCCAGGUCUCCGUCAUCAUCCCGUCCCCGGACCUGCGCCCGUCCCCUCUCCAGUCCCAGUGCUCUGAGGAGUCCUGCCCGGACCUGGAGUGCUCCAUCUGCUUCAGCCAGUUCAACAACGUCUUCCGCUGUCCCAAGAUGCUCCAGUGCAAGCACACGUUCUGCCUGGAGUGCCUGGCGCGCAUCAACGUCAAGUCGGCCGACCCAAACGCCAUCCAGUGCCCGCUGUGCCGCAGCCUCACGCCGCUGCCCACCCUGGGCCUGCCCAGACUCGCCACCAACUCCGACAUGCUGUCCUACCUGCCGGCCGCCAUGCAGAGAGUCUACAGCAUCCGCUUCACGCGCAACAAGGGGAAGCUGAAGGUCAAAAGGUCAGAAGGUCAGCGGCGGUGGGCUCGGAGGUCGAUGAACCGCUCCCUGGACGUGGGGCUUCCCAGCCCGCCAGACAGGGGGCGUGUCCAGGCGGGCGGCGUGGGCGGAGCUCUGUUCAGCCUGACGGGCCGGCCGGCGUGCCGAGCCUUCCUCCUCUCCUCCGUGGUGAUGAUGAUGCUGCUGCUGACGGGCAUCAUCGUCUUCCUCCUCAUCGCCGGCAACGAGCCAGAGUGAGUGACGUCUCAUGACAUCACAUAAACACGUCAAACGGUCAAACAUCUGCCUCACCGCCGCGGUGAAAAGACUGAAACUGAUCCAGAUGUGCAAUAUAACGUCCCAGGAGAGCCGACAGCUGGCUUUAAUCUGCUUCAGAACAUUUAACUUGUGCCAAAACCACUGAAAACCUUCUCCUUUUAUUAUGUCUAUCAUGUUACAGUGGAGCUGGAAUUUAAUGUAUUUUACUUUACUUGUGCCAAUGGUUUUAAAAGUACAGUUCACACCAAAGAUCCAUAUUUGGCACUAAUUCUUAGUCCUAAACUCUCCCAGAGGCCCACCUGUCCAACAAACAGCUGGUUUAAUACGAUCAACUGGUUAUUAAGCAGCUUCAGGAGUUCAGAAGAUGGUUUGAAUCAGCUGAAACCUGCAGGAGGGCUUUGGGAAAGACCCAUCUGGGUGGGUUUGUUCAGAGUGUUGGGGCUGUCGGCUGUAGAGAUGUCCGUCUCCUUUUAAAUUUAAUGGGGGUAUAUGGCACUUUGCUUGUGGUGCCAAAAAAUAGCAGCGAGCAGUUUCAUGUAGGAACUAUUUUCUUUCGACCAAACUACACCUACAAAUCGUAUCACAGCGCAGAAGGAACAACGACUGUCAGACACGAGGCUCGCUCCCCUCAGAGCUCCGCCAGACGAGGAGCAACACUGAUACUGAAUCCAGACGGACUUUGUGUUCAUUUUGUCUGUAAUUCUGCGCAUUUUCUGAAAGCUUCCGGACAAAACAGAGCAGUUCAAGCGCAGCACGGCUACAGAAGAUGAGGAAGAAAGUUUAAAAAUAGGGAGAUACUGGUGACUAUGUACUUAUUGGUACAUUGGUUCAACAGAAACAUUUGACUCUAAUUGUUAAAAAAGAUGCAUCUAAAUUGGUGCAUGAAAGGAGCAUAGAUGAAGCUUUAAUGUAACAUCUCAUGCCGUCACCAACACAAUGCACACUGAUGCAGUUUAUACGGUGAAAAUAGUUCCUGCAUGAAACUGCUCACAAGAAACUCAGUAGAUUGUCUUUAGUAAUCAGGGGCCGGUUUUAUAAAGAGUUUACCAGAUAAUCCAGACUUAUUUUGGUUCUUCUUCUUUUCCACUUGUUGCAGUUCCACAGAGUUAAUUGUGCAUGCUUCAGGCUCAGUGAUGGUGCAAAUUCAACAUGCAGUCAUGG
Molecule: messenger RNA, 2369 nt
Organism: Centropristis striata (black sea bass)
Lineage: Eukaryota; Metazoa; Chordata; Actinopteri; Perciformes; Serranidae
Exons: 3
Coding region: 264-1187 (307 amino acids)
Biological process (GO): protein ubiquitination
Molecular function (GO): ubiquitin protein ligase activity
Source: RefSeq, a predicted model, not a curated record